This is a messenger RNA of Lactuca virosa, 471 nucleotides long. The record is from the annotation of a GenBank genome assembly. NCBI's taxonomy places the organism in Eukaryota, Viridiplantae, Streptophyta, Magnoliopsida, Asterales, Asteraceae.
AUGGAAUUGUUGCUACCUACCAGCAGCAAUAACCAUUACUCUUGGCCCAAUCAUGCCAAGGAAUCCAUCUACAUCUUACCUCAUCCCAGCAUAUCAUCCUUUACCACUAAGGACCCCAAAACUUGGUUCUUACCUGGAGAGUUAAAUUAUGAUGAUGAUGAUGCAGGUGAUGAUGAUGACAUGAAGAUAGACAACACCAAUGCGGAUAGUCCAUUUCAGGCCGAAGACCAUUAUGACCUCCCAAUCCGACAACUGCCACCACCCUCUUAUGAUCAGCCUUCGGGAGCACACUUUGAGCCACAACAAGAGUACCAGUCCUAUCAACAACUCAACGAGCCGGGACCCGAGUUUCCUCUUGAUAUAUAUAGUCAGCUUGCUGCCUUGCGUUGUCAGGGCAACCGGAAUGAAGCAGCCAUUCGGCGCAUCGAGGAGAAGCAAGCUCGCGCCAACAACUACAUGGAGGAUCUUUGA